AUGUCACAAGCUAAUGUUUCAGAUGAGCAAAGGAAAAGAAUAGUAUGUACCAACAAGUAUACAUCAUUUUUGAGCUUUAUUUCAGCGCGUGGCAACUAACCAGAUAAAUAUAGGAGGCAAACAGAGCCAGGACGUUGGAGCGACUACAAAGAAAGAAGAACCCACAAGCUAGUCCGCUAGGGAAGACGCAGGCGUCUGCAUCGACAUCCGCUACAGCUCCAGCGCUGACGAAUUCGUCAUCGCCCAAGCGGCCCCUCUGUCAAAUCCUAGAUGGUCCGUCGACUACCUUCAAGACAAGGUUUUUGGAAUUCGACCCAGAUGGCUCGGUGAAGAAAGCAAGGACGCUAGAGCAAGUUGAAAAAGUUGAGCAGAACCGGCUUCGUGCUAUAGAGAUUCAAAAACGGAAAAGGGAAGAAAAAUCGAAAGCGGGAACAAAUCCCACAAGCACCACCACCACCACCGGAAAUGAAUCAAAUGUCACUUCAGCCUCGACCAACGUUGAUCUAGACAAGAUCCGACUCAACAAGAACCAAGUCGACUACACAUUCGACUCCGCCAAAUCCUCAGCCACCGGCAGCAAAUACCAAGCCCCACCGAUAAACCGCAAGGACUACAUCGAGUUCGACUUUGCCACGAUGCAGGACACACGCGGUGGCUUCAUCGAGGACGAGACGCGCAAGCGGCAAGACGAAGAGACGUUAGCGGAGUGGAAGGAGAAACAACGCGAGCUCGAACGGGUCAAAAAUGCGCCGCCACCAGCCGACCUCGACCACCUCCCACGAUGUUUCGAGUGCGGAUCCAUGGAUAUUGAUUUGAACUUGUUCACCAAUUUCCGUAAAGUGCGCGCGUGUCGUCCCUGCGUCAAGAAAUUGCCCGAGAAGUAUUCACUUUUGGUCAAGACCGAGUGCAAAGAGGACUACUUGCUCACGGAGCCUGAGCUCCAAGACGUCGCGUUGUUGCCCAGGAUCGAAAAACCCAAUCCGCACGGAUAUAGCAAGAUGCAGCUCUUUCUCCGGUUUCAAAUCGAGGAGUAUGCCUGGAAGAAAUGGGGCAGCCCGCAGGGCUUGGAUGAAGAGUGGGAACGGAGAGAGCUGAACCGGAUCAAGCGGAGGGAGAAAAAGUACCAGGACGCGUUGAAGGAGAUGCGAAAGAAGACCCGAGCCGAGGAGUAUACUCGGAAAUUGAGGGACGGCAAGGAUUUGAGCGACCGCCAUGUGCAUGAUUGGUCUGCGCCUGUUUCCAUUGGCGAACGAUUGUUGAAGAAACGAUGUAUCGACUGCGGGAUCGAAAUAGAAGAGGUCAUGAUAUAA
Lodderomyces beijingensis is the source of this 1310-nucleotide messenger RNA. Lineage: Eukaryota; Fungi; Ascomycota; Pichiomycetes; Serinales; Debaryomycetaceae. The record is from the annotation of a GenBank genome assembly.